ACGUGUCAGCGCUCUGUGUGAAGCCGUGAUACUUGGGAGCUGUGAAGCCGUGCAGCUUCUCGUGAAAGCCGGGGCCGCGUUAGAUACAGUUUAUUUCAAUGAUGGCUCCAUCCUGCACCUCGCAUUAAGAAAAAAGAGAAAAGAUAUCGCGGCAUUGAUUGUUAAAACAAAAAUUGAUAUAGUAAAGAUAAAAGAAGAACGGGAUAUCCCUAGAAAAAUUGGAUUUGAGUUUGUCGAUGUUGUAAAUAGGAGAAUGCAGACUGCUUUGCACAUUGCAGCCGACAGAGGUAGUGUUUCUUUAGUAAAAUUGUUAACUCAAGCUGGCGCUGAUGUAAAUAUGACAGAUGGUAAUAACAGAACCGCUUUACAAAUCGGUUUACACAAUACAAAUAUCGUGGAGAUAUUAUUACAAGGAGGGGCGGAUCCCAAUGUGUUAGAUGAACACGGAGACACGCCUUUGCUAAACGCAGUAACGUAUUAUCAAGGUUUUACUCUAAAACGUUUGCUUGUAAAAUACAACUCCAAUUUAAAUAUUAAAAAUAAACACAGACAAACGCCGUUAAUGUUAGCCAUAGAGCAAAGCAACAUCGAAAUAAUUCAUCUCUUGCUUGACUAUGGCGCGGAGGUUGUACAUAAAACUAAUUUAGGAUUAGAUGCGGUACAGCACGCCAUUUUCAAGGGAUCAAUGAUCAGCCUGAAGUCUUUAAUUCGUGCCGGGGCGGAUAUCAAUGCCAGGAACUCAAGGGGAGAGACAUAUCUAAUUCAGUCAGUGAAACUUUUACAACUAGAAAUCGCUGACCUGCUGAUAAAAUCUGGAGCAGAUGUUAACGUACAGGACAGCGAAGGAAAAAGUGCCCUAAUGCAUAACGGUGCAACACAUUCAAUGGCGUUUAAUAGAAUUCAAGAGCUUUUAUUGGCGGCUGGUGCCAAUAUGAACAUUCAAGACAACCAUGGAGAAACGCAUCUUAUACAAAUGGUGAAACAGUCAAAACCAGAUAUAGUUAACCUGUUGAUAAUUUCAGGAGCUGAUGUUAACGUACAGGACAACCAAGGAAAAACUGCCCUUAUGCACAACGCAGCAACACAAUUCCUAAGUUUUUCUAGGAUUGAGACGCUAUUGUUAAAAGCUGGAGCUAACGUUAACAUUCAAGACAACAAUGGAGAAACCAAUCUUAUACAAAUGGUGAAACUGUCACAAUUAGAUAAAGUUAACCGGUUGAUAAUUUCAGGAGCUGAUGUUAACGUACAGGACAACCAAGGAAAAACUGCCCUAAUGCACAACGCAGCAACACAUUCCCCAUUUUUUUCUAGGAUUGAGACGCUAUUGUUAAAAGCUGGAGCUAACGUUAACAUUCAAGACAAAAAUGGAGAGACCCUUCUUAUACACAUGGUGAAACGUUUAAGAAUAGAAACCGUUGACUUGCUGAUAAAAUCAAGAGCUGAUGUUAACGUACAGGACAACGAAGGAAAAACUGCCCUAAUCCACAACGCAGCAACACAUUCCACAAGUUUUUCUAGGAUUGAAGAGCUCUUGUUGGCGGCUGGCGCUAACGUAAACAUACAAGACAAGAAAGGUAAAACGGCUUUAAUGUACACAGCCAAAUACGAGAUGUUUCACACCAGUUCACAGUUACACAUCGCGGAGAAUAUCAACAUAAACAUAGAGGACAACAAGCACAGGACGGCUUUGUAUUAUGCAUUUAAAAAUAUGCACGGAAUGUUGUCAAGCUAUAGCUUAAAUAAUGUCAAUGGAAGUAAAUUCAACGCUGAAAUUCUGUUAAAUCUUAAAAUCAAUCCUUGUUUAAACAUUGACCAGCAGAUAUUUGAGAGCUUGUUAUCUCGGUGUGGUCUUUUAGCUUUCAAUGACAAAAUCUCCAACUUCAACAGAUUUGAACACAUGCGGUUGUGCGUGAGUAACGGAUACAUGUACAAACAUCAAAAACACGAAACCCUGUUUUGUCUGGCCAUGACGAAUCUUAGAGUUGACGUUAUGAAGUACCUGAUUUCAAACUGUUACCUUGUGAGCAAUGAUCUUUCCUUAAUGCGGGCUGUUAGCAAACAUCCCCGUGUCAAUAUCCCAAUGAUUAAACUUGCAGCUUGCAACCCGUGGCCGUUGGUCAAACUGGCCUUCAUUGCCGUGUCCACUGGUCUUGGUUCCGGUGCUAACAGAACACAGCGGAUCCAAAGUCUAGAACUGCCCGUUGACCUGCAGGACGCCCUGAUGUUUAAAACCCCCAUAGCCAGGCUAGCAAGGAAAAAAUGGUCCAAGAUCCCCGUGUGUUUUGAUGUGGAGGAAUAUGAAAAAUUGGAGAACCCGCGACCUUUGUUAAGAUUCUGGCCGUACGGUUGUUUUUUAAGGCUGUAG
Molecule: messenger RNA, 2365 nt
Organism: Physella acuta
Lineage: Eukaryota; Metazoa; Mollusca; Gastropoda; Physidae
Product: putative ankyrin repeat protein RF_0381
Molecular function (GO): protein binding
Source: RefSeq, a predicted model, not a curated record